Messenger RNA from Durusdinium trenchii, 792 nucleotides. The record is from the annotation of a GenBank genome assembly. Lineage: Eukaryota; Dinophyceae; Suessiales; Symbiodiniaceae.
AUGGCACGGCCAUUGGCUUCAGCCCUCUUCGCCACCCUUGAACCACCAGUUGAUGCGGCCGAUCCCACGGCCGAUCCCACGACCUCGACUUCUCCACGCUGCGCGUUCGGUUGCUUGGGCUGCCAAGCGCGGGCCAGCAAGAACCAUGAGGAGCUUAGUGUGGUGGAGCAUCUGCGACUUCUGCUUCAGGCAGUGGUCGACAUGAAGACACGGCUAGAGAAGGUGAUCCCCUCAGAUGGCGAGGAGAGAUUCAUGGCAGCAAGAAGCGCUAUCCAAGCCUCCCUUGCAUCCACCCUCCUCGCCACCCCUACGUGGCAAAAGCGCCGUGGAAAGCCGCGACGGGAGCCGCGUCAGCUCCGAACGCCUGGGCCAGCGGAUGCCGAGCUUCGAGGAGCCCAUCCCUGUGCCUCUCCCAGAUCCGGACGUGCCCGAGGCCCUCCCCGCGCCGCGGACUGCGCCGGGGCAUGCGUCUUCUUCGCCGCGCAGAAGUGCUCCGGAUGUGCCGGCGUGGCCGGAUGUGCCGGAGGUGGUGCCUGCAGCUCCAGGCGAAGUGUCCGACACUGGCCAAUUAGACCUGCUGCGGCUGCUGGCCACCCAAGGCACUGCCCAGGACAGUGCCUGGCGGUCUCGGCGGUCUUGGCGGUCGCGCGGAGCUGCCAGGUCCUUCAGCUGCUGUUCCGGUGGCUGAGGCGGUCGAGGCGCGGGGGAGCCUCAUGUCGCGGACGCUGCAACUGCCGGGCAUCACGCAGGGAGCUCCCGAGAAGGUGUCGAGCGUGGUGCCAGGUCCGGUGA